Molecule: messenger RNA, 2389 nt
Organism: Musa acuminata subsp. malaccensis (wild Malaysian banana)
Lineage: Eukaryota; Viridiplantae; Streptophyta; Magnoliopsida; Zingiberales; Musaceae
Source: RefSeq, a predicted model, not a curated record
GACGUGACGGGAGAGAGAAUGGAGGGGGUGGCCGAACCCUAUCAGGCACCGGCUAAGCGCCUGAAAUCCCUAGCCGGAACCAUGGCUCCGAGCUCCGGAUCGACCGGCAAGGGCAAGGAGAAGAUGGAGCGGGAGCUUACGGCUGCUGCAGGCGAGGGUUCUUCGGCUGCGGUGGAGGAGGAGGAGGGGGAGACGUGCGGCAUCUGCUUCUCCGAUUGCAAGCGGUCGACCCGCGGUCGAAUCGACAGCUGCGACCACUACUUCUGCUUCGUCUGCAUCAUGGAGUGGGCCAAGGUUGAGUCACGGUGCCCCCUCUGCAAGCGGCGGUUUCGGUCCAUCCGCCGACCCCCGGUGGAUGGGGUGUUCGUCGUUGAGCGGGUCGUCGAUGUUCCGGUCCGCGACCAGGUUUACCAUCCACUUGGCAACGAGAGUGUGGCCCUUUCAGAUCCAUAUGCACAUGUGAGCUGCAGUAUAUGCCAUGGUUCUCAAAAUGAGGAACUGCUGCUCCUAUGUGACUUAUGUGAUUCAGGUUCUCACACUUAUUGUAGUGGUCUGGGAACUAUCGUACCUGAGGGUGAUUGGUACUGCCCCGAUUGCACCAUUUCCAGGGAUAAGCAUUUGAAAUCUCAGUUUGAUGAUGAUUGUUGCCCUCAAGAUUCCGUAAAAAAUGUGGAUACGACUGAAGUGCCUGAACAAUCAGUGUCAAUCUAUGACAUUGUAGCUGAUGAAAUCACUUCUAAUUCAUCAAGAAGGUUCUCAACUAUAGAUGUUCUUGAUCCACAAAGUACUGGUUGCAUAUCACCAUCCAGAAACUCACAUCACGGUGAAAAUCAAGACUCUGGACUACAGACUGACCAGUCUUCCUCUGUUUCUACUGUUGGAAAAACUUUAUGUGGCCCAGCAAAAUGUAUUGAUACGGGAGCUAGAACCUUGCGCAAUUGUCGUAAUUUGCAUGAUCGUAUACAAGCCCUGCGUGAAAAUUGGAAUUCGCUUCGUGCUGGUUCAUUGCACUUUUCUUCAAAUUUUUUGGGUGCAAAGACAAAUGAGAAAAGACAAUCACUUCCUGCAAGAACUAGUCCUAACAUAUCAAGACAGCGAACCACCACAUCCCACAUCAACAGAGAGCAAACAUCUGCUAGUGCUUACGGUAGUCCUCACAUAUCAAGACAGCAAGCCACCACAUCUAACACAAACAGAGAGAACACAUCUGCUAAUGUUUAUGGCAAGACAGCUAAUAUUGGAAAUUCACAGGAUAUUGACAAAGCCUGGAAAAUGAUGAAAAUUGCAAAGGCAACACAAGCAACUCAAAGAGAUAGCAAAAGUGAUAAUUUUCUAAAUUCCCCUGGUAAGAGGAAUGUUGUACAGGAUGCUGUAAACUACCCUAGCAAGGCUAAUGUCUUGAAGGGAACUGAAAAACUUCAGUCUGGCUCAAGCAAUUGCAAUGGUAAAUCACGUGUUGGCAAAAUAACUCUUGGUACUGGAUCAGAUGACAGAUGUUUCACUUUAUAUCAGAGUCAAUGGUCCCAAAGUGAUUUCAACCAAACUCCAGAUGCACAUAAAGUGACUGAUUUGCAAGGACCUCGUUGGAAGGGUGAUCUAGCACAACAGCUAGUCUCAUCCGGUACUUCAACAAGGUCUAAUUUUCAAGAGUCAAUGGUCAAUCCAGGUUCUGUCGCUUGUUCACAAUCAUGUGUUUCCACCCCACCAUCUAAAAAGCUGAUUAAUUUCAAUACCUCAAACAUUGAAGCCAACAGCAAAGAAGUCAACGGGAACAAGAUGGAUGGGAAUUUGACCAUGAAUAAUGAUAGGGCAAAAAGCAAUUCCAGCAGCAAAUCUAAAUCAUUGGAUGAGAUCAACUUGAGUCUUCCAAGUAGAGAGCGACAUUUUGAUAAUAGGAAAUGUGAUUUGGGUACACAUGUUUGUGGUAGUUUGAUGAAAACCAAUGGUUUAGCUGACAACAGUUCUAAAAGUGAGAUUCAGUCUUUGGUUAAGCUAAACUUAAAAUUGCUAAGCAGAGAUCAACAAUUAGAUGUUGCUUUCUGCAGGAGCUGCGAGAUUCAAAGAAGUUGCAAGAAUUGCUACCCAUACCAUCUUGGCUGCUUGUGGGUUGGAACACUCCAAGUCAAGUGCUCGUUCUUUCCCCAGUCCAGUAUGCCAACACUCGGAACAAAUUAAGCAGCAUCGUAAGUCUAAACUGAUGCCCAGUUCUUGUCGAGAAUGCUUCUAUACAUUUGUGCAGAACGUUGUAAACUCUGUUAUGACCGAAAAAAAUUUAUAGCAGUCAACUCUGAUGUCAGUCUGAAUCAUAUAAUACGUAUAAUUAUAAUUAUGUUACGCCCCCUGGAUAACUGAGGGAGCAAGUGUAAUUCCAUGUUUUUUUUUUGUCUCA